AUGAGGAUAGCCAUCCUCCUGAGCCUUCUGUUCCACAUGGCAGCUGCUUUUCACCAACUACAUUACCUGGUGGUGAUCCCUGCAGAUCUCCGCUAUCCAUCCACCCAAGUUGCCUGCCUCCAUAUCACCUGUUAUGAAGCAAAGCUUCAAGUGAAUCUAGUCCUGGAGCGCUCUGCAGGACGUGAGCUCUUAGCGCAAGAAACUAUCCAGAAGGAGAAGACUUUCAUGUGCGCUAAGUUCUGGGUUGCACCUCCAGAUAAUGGCACAGAGGAGAUUGCCACCGUCAAACUGAUCAUCACAGGCGAAGCCAUCAAUGUCGAGGAGAAGAAAAAGGUCCUGAUCCGCAAGGCCAGCAGUGGUACUUUCAUCCAAACAGACAAGCCCAUCUAUCAGCCAGGGCAGACAGUGAAAUUUCGCGUCGUGACUCUGGAUGAGGAAUUCAUUGCACUCAAUGAUUCGAUUUCCCUGUUUCUCCAGGACCCUAAGAACAACCGGAUAGAGCAGUGGCUGAAUGUAGUCCCCCAAGACGGCAUUGCAGAUUUGUCUUUCCAGCUAAGUGAUGAGCCUCUGCUGGGGACAUACAUCAUCAACGUAACCAAUGCGAAAGUGUAUGGCAGCUUCUCCGUUGAGGAGUAUGGGCUGACAAAAUUUGAAGUGAUCUUUGAGGUGCCAAAUCAGAUUUAUGCACUAGAUAAAACCUUCCCACUCCGGGUAUGUGGCAGAUACACCUACGGGAAAGGUGUCCAGGGGAUGGUUCAUGUGAAACUUUGUCAGAAGAUAGCACCCUUCCUGCCCAGUGCUUCAAAACCUGAUCUCUGUCAGGAAUUUAACAACCAGACAGACAAGACUGGUUGCUUCUUCACAAAUGUGAGUCUGUCCUCUUUCAGCCGAGACUUUCGGUAUUAUCAGGACAGCAUAGUUGUAGAGGCCUCGCUGGUGGAGGAUGGCACAGAGAUACACGUCAAUGCUUCCCACAAAUUACUCAUCUCCAAGACUGGCGGGAUGGCCUUGUUUGGUGAUGUGAAUUCUUACUACCACACUGGAGAGAUGUACAGGGGGAAGAUUAAAGUCAUUGACUACCAAGGCAAGGCACUGAAGCACAAAAAAAUCCUCCUCGUAGUAAGCUGUGGUGAGCAGCAAUUUAAGCAGAUGUACAUCACUGGGGACUCUGGGACAGCUUCAUUUAGCCUGAACACAACUGCUUGGAACAGCACCUUGGCCUCCCUGGAGGCAAGUGUCCUGCAUCAAGAUUUGGAUAAAGAGCCUGGGACAGUUGAUUUGAGUUACCAGCGAGCCUCUCAUUUCAUACAUCCAUUCUACAGCACGAGCAGGAGUUUUCUCUCUAUUGUCCGUGUGCCGAAAACAAUGCCUUGUGGUAAAAAGCAGGCUGUCCAGGUGGAUUUCAGGAUUUACCAGGAGGACCUGGAACAUGGGCCCAAACGUGUCAUUUUCUCAUACUUUCUCACAGGGAAAAGAGGGAUAGUCCAUGCAGGUCAGAAGACUGUUUGGGUUGGGCUGCCAAGAAUGCUGAAAGGGUUCUUCUCCAUCCCUCUUACCUUCAGCUUGAUUGAUGCCCCAGCUCCAAGACUUGUUGUUUAUGUUAUCUUCCCUAAUGGAAAAAUCAUUGCUGAUUCUGCCAUCUUCAGUGUCUCCAUGUGUUUCAGAAAUAAGGUGGAGCUGGGCUUCUCAACGCCCCAGAUCCUUCCUGAUUCAGAGGUUGGUCUCCACCUUCUGGCAGCUCCUGGGUCCACGUGUGCUGUCUGGGCUGUGGAUCAGAGUGUCCUACAGCUGAAGCCAGGAGAAGAGCUCAGCACCUCCUUGAUCUAUGGGCUGUUCCCAUCUGUUUAUAACUCCAGGUAUCCUCGCCAAGUGUCUGAAGAUGAUCAUUCAUGCGGGUUCCCAAAUUCUGAUGAGCCUGAUGUGUUUACAGCAUUCAGGGAAAUGGGGUUGAAAAUUAUGUCCAACACCAACAUCAGGAAACCCAGAGUGUGUCCAACCACUCCAUCAACAACUAUGCUGCAGGAAACAGUAAUGUUUACUUCCAGGUCCAUGUGGAUGUUCACACAGCCCCAUAAAACACAUAACAUGGAGCAUCUGACCACAUCUACCUAUCAGCCUACUAUGUUUUCACCUGUUUCUUCAGCUGACGAGAAAGUCCACAAGCACUUCCCCAAAACCUGGAUAUGGGAUUUGUAUUCUGUGGGUCCCAGUGGGAGCAGGAAAACUGUUACUGUGCCUAACACCAUCACAGAAUGGAAAGCAGGGAUGUUCUGCACAGGACGUAACGGCUUUGGACUUGCUCCAACCUCCAGCCUGCUUGUUUUCAAGCCCUUUCUUGUGGAGCUCACACUGCCAUCUUCUGUGAUCCAGGGUGAGACCUUCAUCUUGAAGGCCAUAGUCUUCAAUUACCUGCAGCGAUGCAUGAAGAUCCAAGUGACCUUGAAGGAGCUUACACACUUCCAGCUGAAGCCAUGCAAAGGCUGUGUCUACAACAGCUGCUUAUGUGCCAAUGAAGACAAGACCUUUCAGUGGACUGUCACAGCUGAGCAACUAGGGCUCGCGAACAUCACCCUCACCACAGAGGCUGUGGCCACCAAAGAGCUCUGUGGUGAAGAGAUACCAUUUGUCCCAAACCAAGGACAGAAGGACACGAUCACCAAACUCCUUCUUGUCCGGCCAGAGGGAGUGUUGGUAGAAAAGGCUCACAGCUCCAUCCUGUGUCCCAAAAAAGGGAAUCCAGCACAGGAGUCUGUGUCCCUGAUGUUGCCUCUAAAUGUGGUUGAAGGUUCAGUCAGAGCCACCCUCUCCGUCACGGGUGACCUCCUGGGGACGGCACUGCAGAACCUGGACCACCUGGUGCAGAUGCCUCACGGCUGUGGGGAGCAGAACAUGGUGCUGUUUGCCCCCAUUGUCUAUGUGCUGCAGUACCUGGAGAAGACAAGGCAGCUGACCCCUGAGAUCAAGGAGAGGGCAACAGGAUUCCUGCGCAAUGGGAGGUGUGGAUGGGGAAGUCCCCUUGGCUGCCUACAUCACUGCUGCAUACUUGGAGGCAGGAGAGACACCAGAGGUGGGCAGAUCCACUGGAGUCAGACCUCAUCCAAGCCCAGACCCAGCACCAGCCCUUGGUCACAGCCACUGUCUAUGGAUGUGGAGUUGACAGCCUAUGUUCUCCUGGCCCUGCUUUCCAAGCCAAAUGUCACAGGCUCUGAUCUCACCACAGCCUCUGGCAUCGUCACCUGGCUCACCAGGCAGCAGAAUGCCUAUGGAGGGUUUGCUUCAACACAGGACACAGUAGUUGCCUUGCAGGCCUUGGCGAAGUAUGCAGCACUGACAUACAGCACAAAAGGGGUUGCAGAAGUGAGGGUGAGGUCCCAGAGAGGCUUUCGGAGGAAGUUCCAAGUCUCCUACCGGAACCGGCUAUUGGUGCAGGAGGCAGCACUGACAGAAGUCCCAGGAAAGUUCUCGGUGCAGGCCCACGGGAGCUGUUGUGUCUUUACCCGGAUGGUGCUGAGGUACAACACGCCCUCCACACAGGUUUCCACAUCCUUUGCCUUGCGAGUGAAAACCGAGCCAGCCAAUUGCACCGAUGCUGAUACACACUCUGUUACUGUCUAUGUCAAUGUCAGGUACACUGGGAAGAGAUCCACUUCCAGCAUGGUGAUCGUGGAGGUGUCCCUACUGUCUGGAUUCGUCCUGGCUCCAGGAUCUGGGAUGUCUCUGCAGCAUUGGCACCCUGUGAGAAGAACUGAGAAAACAAAAGGAGGUGUUGCCAUCUACUUGGACAAGCUGAGCCAUAAAUCUGAGACAUAUGUCUUGCAUCUGGAGCGGGAGAUUGGGGUGACCAACCUGAAGCCAGGCCAUGUCAGGGUCUAUGACUACUACCAUCCAGAGGAGCAGGCCCUGGCUAAUUAUAAUGUCUUCUGCAUCUGA
Balearica regulorum gibbericeps (East African grey crowned-crane) is the source of this 3930-nucleotide messenger RNA. NCBI's taxonomy places the organism in Eukaryota, Metazoa, Chordata, Aves, Gruiformes, Gruidae. The record is from RefSeq and is a predicted model, not a curated record.